Molecule: messenger RNA, 1331 nt
Organism: Adineta steineri
Lineage: Eukaryota; Metazoa; Rotifera; Eurotatoria; Adinetida; Adinetidae
Source: the annotation of a GenBank genome assembly
GUCAAUGGUAAGUUGAUUCUGAGAAAUAACUAUUGAUGAGAGUUUGACAUUGAUUUUGAUUAGGUGAUUGGUAUUAUGGGAAUUGAAAUGACUGGCGGUGUUUAUUGUCCAUUAUCACCUCGAGAUCCACAACAUCGUUUAUAUGCACUUGUACAACAAACUGAAAGUCGCCUUGUUCUUGUUCAUCAUUUAACUAAAAUCAAAUUCGAUAAUGGCAUUGUUUCACUUGAUAUUGAUUCAAUAUUAAAUGUUAAUAAUAUAAACAGUGGCAUGGAUAAUAACUGUUGCUCAAGUGUAAUAGUGGGAGGUGAAGAGAUAGCCUAUAUUAUUUUUACUAGCGGUUCAUCUGGUAUUCCGAAAGCGGUUCAACUAAGACAGCAGAAUUUCAUCAAUUCAAUACUGGGUUUUGUUCGGAUUGAUGCACUACACGAAGAGGAUAUCAUGAUUCAAAUUGCUAGUUCAACGUUUGACGCGCAUAUACAGGAAAUUGUAGGAUCUCUAAUCUGUGGAGCAACACUAGCCAUGCUACAUCCACAAGGUAAUAUGGAUUUUCAAUAUAUCAACCAUAUUUUACAUGACAAACAAGUGACAUAUCUGGUAGCGGUUCCGAGUUAUCUCAAUCGUUUAUGUGACUUCCUCAAACAAAACAGAUUUCCUCCAUGGAUACUCAUCGAAAAUAUUAACUGUGUCGGUGAAUCUGUGUCAUCAGCUUUCGUCGAAGUACUGAUGCAGUUUGUUGCCAAAUUCUGUCGAAUUUGGAAUUUUUAUGGUCCAGCAGAAGCCACACUUGGAACUACAUGUCACUUAAUCGAUGUAGUCUCUCACCUGUAUGAUAUUCCAAUGGGAAAACCACUACCUCGUUAUAUAUGCUUACCUCUAAACCACUUCUUGCAAUCUGUUAUGAUUCAGGAAGAAGGCGAACUACUAGUGGGAGGACUAGGUGUCUUUGCUGGUUAUCUUGGACGUGAUGAUUUAACUGCAAAAGCUCUUCUUGAAAUAGAUGGUGAACUAUUUUAUCGAACAGGUGAUCUUGUUAGAAUAGAUAACAAUAGUCUUCUUCAUUAUCAAGGAAGAAAAGAUCAUCAAAUCAAACUUCAUGGACAACGUAUUGAACUUGGUGAAAUCGAACAGUGCUUACUUCGAACAUCUAUUUCAGCUUGUGUUGUUAUUAAAUGGAAAGAUGAUUAUUUAAUUGCUUACGCUCAAUCUUCUCAUGUGAACGAAGAACAACUACGUCAACAUUGUCAAUCUCAUCUUCCACCACAUAUGAUUCCAUCUUUCUUCAUUAUUCUUGACAAACUACCUUUGAAUCAAAAUGGAAAAAUAGAUCG